AUGACGACUUCAGCAGCGGAGAGAGUCUUUGGAGUGGCGGAACUGCUGGAGAUGGUCUUGGCCUCUCUCCCCCUGAAAGACAUGCUCCUUGUUCAACGGGUCUCGAAGGACUUCCGCAACGGCGUCAAGAGCUCGAAGCGACUUCAAGAAGCACUGUUCCUCAGACCUGCGAAGAUAUGUGGUGUCAAUGCCGCAUUCGAGGCUGGCUGCGCGCGGGAAUUGGGUGCUCAAGUCGACGUAACAGCCGCUGGUGCCAGCAACAAGUGGCUUGUGCUCCAGAAAAAGCUGCACCACAGGCGAAUUCAUCCUGUCCCAUUGAAUCCACUCCUCUGGCAACGCACGAGAAUCAACAAGAGUAGCUUCGACACGGUCGAUUCGCUGCCGAUCGAGUCCAUUCAGUUCCUCCACCCAGCCAUUGGAGGACUGUCCUUGGAUCGACACUCCUCGACUGAUGGUGAAGUUCACCUUAACGUCAUACUAGAAGCAAAGACAAACCCCUCAGAUGCAGCCACCGCCGUACUCGAGGACUCCGAAGCGUCGUGGCGCCAAAUGCUCGUGAAGCAGUGCCCAUGUACGACAAUUGUCCUUGGACUACGCAUCGACGGCAACGGCGUCAGUCGAGGACCAAACGGGACCAUGCUCCCAGCGGAUGCGACAUUGGGCGAGAUUAUGGACUGGUGCCAGUCGAAAUAUGCGAUCUUCACGAGGAAGGGGGUCGACGUGGAUUCCAAGUCUGACCAUUAG
This is a messenger RNA of Zasmidium cellare ATCC 36951, 744 nucleotides long. RefSeq lists its product as uncharacterized. NCBI's taxonomy places the organism in Eukaryota, Fungi, Ascomycota, Dothideomycetes, Mycosphaerellales, Mycosphaerellaceae. The record is from RefSeq and is a predicted model, not a curated record. Gene Ontology annotation, molecular function: protein binding. The transcript has a single exon. The coding region runs from base 1 to 744 and encodes 247 amino acids.